Molecule: messenger RNA, 1761 nt
Organism: Auanema sp. JU1783
Lineage: Eukaryota; Metazoa; Nematoda; Chromadorea; Rhabditida; Rhabditidae
Source: the annotation of a GenBank genome assembly
AUGGAAAUUCGUUAUACUUCAGAAAAAAGUGGGGUCGUUUUGAACAGAAAAACUGCCAACGGUAGUUAUGUUCAGAAGGACACUAUUAUUUUGGAAUACAAAGAAGAUGAUUCAGAUGAAGUUCAUAAAGUGAAAGUGGACCGUGAAGGCGUCGUUGAGUUCGAGUUCUCAGUUAAAAAGAAUUCAAAGUUGUCCAAGGAAGAUUUGAUAGCAAAAGUUGUUGAUUGCUCACACGCUAUUGUUAUAAAAGACCUGUGUGCCACUUGUGGAAAAGAUUUGAGAGAGAAGGAUGGACGAGCUGGCCAAAGAAUAGAAUCUUCCGAGGCUAACGUUUCUAUGAUUCACCAUGUUCCCGAGCUCAUUGUUUCUAGCAAGUUGGCCAAAGAACUUGGCAGUCAAGAUCAACAAAAUCUUCUGUCAACUCGAAAACUUGUCCUUCUUGUUGAUUUAGAUCAGACUAUUAUUCAUACAACUAAUGGACCAGUAGCCCCGAGUCAAGUGACUGCUGAUACAUUUCGUUACAACAUCUAUAGAGGAGAAUAUCAUACGAAAUUAAGACCUUACACCAGGGAAUUCCUUCGAAACAUGAGCAAACUCUAUGAAAUGCAUAUCGUGACAUAUGGACAACGUCAAUAUGCCCAUAUGAUCGCUAAGCUGUUGGAUCCAGAGGGAGUUUUUUUCCGUGAACGGGUGCUCUCUCGAGAGGAACUACUUUCUUCCUGCCACAAAACAAGAAAUUUGAAAGCCCUUUUUCCCAACGGAGACCAAAUGAUUGCCAUUAUUGAUGACAGAUCUGAUGUGUGGCAGUAUUCCGAAGCCUUAGUACAGGUGAAACCGUAUCGUUUCUUCACAGAAGUAGGAGACAUCAAUUCUCCGACUGGUAGUAAUGAGGAACAACGAUUCGCCGAAGAUAGUUCUAAUGCUGAAAACGACAAUAUACUCGAGAAGAUCGAGCAAAUUCUUACUGAAGUUCAUUCAUGUUUUUACUCCCAUUAUGAUAAAACAGGUGAAAUCAAAGAUGUUAAAGUUAUUAUUGAAUGGUUGAGACAACAAGUACUUCGGCACCUUGUUAUUGUCCUGUCAGGUGUUGUACCUUUGGGCUUGGAGUUGGAGCGUUCUGAUAUUUACCGACUUUGUAAUCGUUUCGGAGCGAAGGUGGAAAAAGUUGUUACCGAUCAGACUACCCAUGUGAUUGCUGCUCGAUGGGGAACCGAUAAAGUUCAUCAAGCACAAAGAAGAGGGAUUCCUGUGGUAAAACCACGAUGGCUCCAGAAAUGUGUAGAGAAUUGGAUCAAGGCUGAUGAAAGCGAGUUUGAGUUAACCGCUGACACAUCAGACAAACCACAAUCUAAUCAGCUUGUCGUUCCGGAACUGGCAACUAUUGAGCCCAUGAGGAAGGAAGUCAUGAUGGACAUGGCCAAUGAGGUUGACGAGGCGUUAUCUGAUGAAAGUGAUAGUAGCUCUGAUUCAUCUGGAUCAUCUAGUUCUAGCAGCUCUUCUAGCCCCAGUGAUGAACAAAUGGAAGACGAAGAGGGAGAGGAGGGAAUGGAAGAGUCUGAUAGCAUUCCUGAACGAGCUGCUUCUCAUGAAGUGAAAUAUGACGCAAUGGAUGCUCAUACGGCGGAAGAAGACAAUGACGAUGAAGAAGAUCAUUCAGAUAUAAGCCUAGAUGAUGGUGACGACGACGGAAGCGGAGACGAUGAAGAAGACGAAGAUGAUGAUCUUGCAGCGCUCAUAGAACGUGAAAUUUCAGAGCGAUAG